This is a messenger RNA of Diaporthe batatas, 522 nucleotides long. RefSeq lists its product as uncharacterized. Lineage: Eukaryota; Fungi; Ascomycota; Sordariomycetes; Diaporthales; Diaporthaceae. Bases 1 to 522 code for a protein of 173 amino acids. The record is from RefSeq and is a predicted model, not a curated record. The transcript is spliced from 3 exons.
AUGGGUGGCAAGGUCUGGAGCGACAGUGAGGAGGAGACCUUCUGGACCGUCCUGGCCAGACAGGCCCCUCCCGGCUUCCACAAGGAGAGCAAGGCGAAGAAGAAAAGUCACCAUGAGCUUGCAAAGUCCUGGGAGCCCCUGAUCGACGUCAUGAAGUUUGAGAUGCUGGAGAAGAAUCCGACCUGGACCGAGGAUGACCUCCCUCGCAGCUACUCAGCCAUUUCAAUCUAUGAGCAUUGGUUCCAGAAUCUUGUGCAGGGCAAGCACUCCCCGAACGCGGGACGCCAUGUCAGAGCCCACCAGGAGUGGCUGAAGAACACGGACGAGGACGAGCCCGAGCCCGGUCAGUCGCUAUCUUGGAUUACCAUUGCGGCUCAUUGCGAUCUUUGGCUCUCGCGUGCGCAGCCUCCACAACCACUCAUGCCCUUCGAGACCUUCCAGGAGUGGUAUAGUCGCUUUUAUGGUGCCCCGAUCGCCCAGCAGUGGCCUGCCCUCCCCGCCACUCCCUCGGAUGAUGAGUAG